UGUUUUCCCCGCCUAGACCUUUAUGAGAGGGCAGCUGGGAGGCUGGGAGCGAGUCGCGAGUGGGUUGGCUCCGCGGCGCUCUAGAACCCUGAUGCGCCCGGACGUUCCAGAACCCUGAUGCGCCCGGACGUUCCAGAACCGUGGCCCCCCGGGCCCCCCCCCUGCCGCGAAACUGACGUGCCCAGGCGCUGCCCGGCCCGCGAUGCACCUUCACCCUCCGGACAGAUAACCGGGUCCGAGCGCUGGCGCAGAGCUCGCCCCACGUCUCCCCCGCACCCGAGUCCCUCCCCACCCCGAACGGCACCAUGAUCGUUGCAGACUCCGAGUGCCGCAGCUGCACGGGCAUCGCGAGCUACUUGCCCUGCGAAGGAUGUGGCGAGUUGCGGAGUAAGGAGGACGGAGGAAUAAAAAUCCCCCGGCAGCUGGGAAGAGGCCCAAGCUCCUUCAUCCCUGUGGAAGAGGUCCUGCAGGGGGGUACGGAGAGGGCCCAGCGGCAGCUCCUCAUCGAGGCGUUCGUCUCCAUGGGCAGGGUGGAUAACAUCACCAUGGUGAUGGGGCUGCACCCGGAGUACCUGGCCAGCUUCUGGAAGAGGCUGUAUCUGCUGCUGCACAUGGACGGGCCCCUGCCCUACCACAAGCGCCACUACAUCGCCAUCAUGGCAGCGGCCAGGCACCAGUGUUCCUACCUGGUUGGCUUCCACGUGGCGGAGUUCCUGAAGGUGGGCGGGAACCCGGCGUGGCUGCAGGGCCUGCACUGCGCCCCCCAGAAACUCAGGAACCUCAGCGAAAUCAACAAGAUCCUAGCGCACCGGCCCUGGCUCGUCACCAAGGAGCACAUAGAAGCCCUCCUGAAGACGGGCGAGAACAGCUGGUCCCUUGCAGAGCUCAUCCAGGGCCUGGUGCUCCUCACGCACUACCACUCGCUCGCCUCCUUCGUCUUCGGCUGCGGCAUCAACCCAGAGGCGGAGCCGGAGGGGAGCCACCCCUUCCAGCCGCCUUCGCCACGCAGCUGCCAGAGCAGCCCAGCCUCUGAGGACGGAGUGAGCGGCUCCAGCGGCAAAGACGCCAUGCAGGAGGUGGAGGUGCUGAUGGCGAGGAUGAAGCUCCUACAGGAGUGCCAGCUGGAGGAGGAGGGGGUCACGCAGGAGGAGAUGGAAACCCGCUUCGAGCUGGAGAAGACGGAGAGCUUGCUUGUGGCCCCCUCGGUGGAUAUCGCUGAGCACGUGCUGCCGCCUGACGUCCUGUGCUUCGUGGAGGACCCGGAGUUUGGAUACAAGGAUUUCACGAGGAAAGGGGAGCAGGCCCCGCCCACCUUCCGAGCGCAGGAUUACACCUGGGAAGACCACGGCUACUCGCUGAUCAACCGCCUGUACCCCGACGCGGGGCAGCUGUUGGACGAGAAGUUCCAGGUGGUCUAUAACCUGACCUACAACACCAUCGCCAUGCACAGCGGGGUGGACACCACCAUGCUCCGCAGGGCCAUCUGGAACUACGUCCACUGUGUCUUCGGGAUCAGAUACGACGACUACGACUACGGGGAGGUGAACCAGCUCCUGGAGCGCAGCUUGAAAGUCUACAUCAAAACGGUGGCCUGCUACCCGGAGAAGGCCACCCGGCGGAUGUACACCCACUUCUGGAGACACUUCAAGCACUCCGAGAAGGUGCACGUCAAUCUGCUGUUGCUGGAGGCCCGGAUGCAGGCGGCCCUGCUGUACGCGCUGAGAGCCAUCACCCGCUACAUGACCUGACAGGGCUGUGCUCCCCACGCCCUGCCCGGGACGCGCCUCGCUGGGCAGCGCUGGGGAGCCUGAUUUCACAGACUUGGGUUCGGAACCUGUCCGAAGAGACAUGGGGGGGCCCUGGAUCGAUGGGCUGGCUGGGGGGCUCCCUCCCCCCCACUCUCCUGGGGCCCCUCAGGCCAUUAACCGCCAAACUGUUCAGCCCUUCCCCCGUGCAAUGAAGACCCACCCCCGCCAUGCCUGGCGUUCCCAUGGCUGCUGCCCAGCAGGAGCCCUCCUGCGCCCUCCCGGGGGCCGGGCUCCACGGGGAUACUCUUGCUGCUGCCUAGGACCUUGGGGAGGGUCACCGAAGCUGAUGUGCCUUUAUAGUGUUCGCGUGUAAUGAAAUUGGACUGAGCUCCCUUGCCGGCUGCGGCUGCCCCCUCGGCCACGCGCGCUCCCUGAGCCUGGUGACUAGUGUGCGGGCCAGGGGAGAACUGAGCGGCCGUGCCUGGCGCAAGGAGCCUUGCCUC
Messenger RNA from Pelodiscus sinensis (Chinese soft-shelled turtle), 2251 nucleotides. Lineage: Eukaryota; Metazoa; Chordata; Testudines; Trionychidae. The record is from RefSeq and is a predicted model, not a curated record.